AUGGGUUCUUGUCUUUCGGGUGGUGGAGGUUCCAAACCAAAUAAUAACAAUAACAAUAAUAAUAACAUUAACAAUAGCAAUAACAAUACAAAGGACAACAAUCAAGGACAAUCCUCCUCUUUCAACAACAACAACAACAAUACAACAACUUUGAAUUCACAACAACAAUAUGGUCAAAGCUCUUCAAACAAUGUCAUUAAUGGUAAUAAUGGAUCAAUGUCUCAUCGAUCGAAUCAUCAUGGCGGUUCGGAGAAUGGACAGACAGAAGAUAUCAAGAUUUUGUUGUUGGGAAGUGGAGAAUCAGGAAAGAGCACUCUAUUCAAACAAAUUAAAAUUACUGAGAAGGGAGGUUUCACAAAGGAAGAAGUGAGUCGCUAUUUGAACUCCAUCUAUGGAAACAUUAUACAAACAAUUGAUUCAUUAAUUACUGUCGUCAAUGAAAAGGGCCAAACAAAGUUGCUUUCAACAAAUUCGAAUCGAGUGGCUCGAGUACGACAAGUGACAAGUGACGAUUCAUUCUUGUGGUGUGGAGUUCAACAAUACAACGAGGAUCUCUCCCUAGAUAUUGAAGAGUUGUACAAAGAUCCUGCUAUCACUGAAGCUUUCGACAAGUAUCGAUACGAAGUUCACGUAUUUGAGGGUGCCACAUACUUCUUCAAAGAUUUAUCUCGAUUAAGACCGCCAAAUUAUGUCCCUAGUCAAACCGAUAUAUUAUAUUGCAGACAAAAGACGACAGGUAUCAAUGAUACAACAUUUGAAUAUAAAGGGUAUAGACUGAAAGUAGUGGAUGUUGGUGGCCAAAGACCUGAAAGAAAGAAGUGGAUUAAUUCAUAUGCUGGGGUUCAUGCAGUGAUAUUUGUGGCAAGUCUUGGUGACUAUGACCAAGUGUGUUACGAAGAUGAUCAUACCAAUCGAAUGUCAGAGUCCAUUGACCUUUUCGAAGAGACCAUUAAUAGUCGUCACUUCCAAAAUACCAUGAUCAUUCUCUUACUCAACAAGACUGAUGUUUUUUCACGAAAAAUCAAAGAAAAGUCAAUAAGGACUCUUUUCCCAGAUUAUCAGGGUGCUGAUACUUUUGAAGAGUCUGUGAAAUUUAUCGAAAAGAAAUAUCUUGAUGCCAAUAAGUAUGAUCCUAAUAGAAUUUUCACAUUUUGGAGUUGUGCCACAGAAACAGAAUCCAUAAAACAAGUAUUUAACUCUGUGAAAGAUAAGGUGAUAGAGUUGAAGAUGGCUCAAAAACCAAAUGCAUAG
Molecule: messenger RNA, 1251 nt
Organism: Naegleria fowleri
Lineage: Eukaryota; Heterolobosea; Eutetramitea; Acrasida; Naegleriidae
Exons: 4
Coding region: 1-1251 (416 amino acids)
Biological process (GO): adenylate cyclase-modulating G protein-coupled receptor signaling pathway
Cellular component (GO): heterotrimeric G-protein complex
Molecular function (GO): guanyl nucleotide binding; G protein-coupled receptor binding; G-protein beta/gamma-subunit complex binding
Source: RefSeq, a predicted model, not a curated record